AUGGCAAGACUAAAUGAGGAUGACGACUACGAUGCCGGCAAAACGUCUGACAAUUUACCAGGUCCACGGUCUGACGUUGGGACUUGGGACAAAGUGCGUAUUCUAAUCCAGAGUGAACUGCAGUUUGAAUUUCACCUCAACUGGUAUAAUCAGCACUUGCAAUGGGUAGUAUUUCAGAAUCUAGCCAUCUUUCAACAUCAGCAGCAGCAAUUACUCUUCUCUCUACAGCAAGAGCUUCCCUUAACUGCACAGACGUCUACUUUACUGGCUCGUCCACUUCACUCGUUCACGCUACCCAAUCAUGUCUGUCUAUCCUCUGCUGAAACCACUACUACUACUACAACUGCCUCUCCAAUUGCCCCCACCACAUCAUCCGUGCCUUCCGUCAGUACCUUUCCAUCAUGCAUAGGGACUGAUACUCAUGCGCUUUCAUCUGCCACUUUGGACCCCCUGCUCCGGGUCCCAGCUACUGGUCCUGUUCGCAGGCAACCGGUGCGGCAGCAGCAACAGGCUCAACCGCGUCGUUUGGUCGAGGCGGACCAGAGCUCAGACAUCGAUUUGCAGGGCGCUCCAGACGACUGUCAUCUAUCUUCUAGUCAUACAAGAGGCGGAUCACCAAAACCCGAGGGGGGUUCGGAAGCCGAUCAGACAAAUGAGACGCAGCCAGAGAAAGAUGAUAGUGCAGCUGGAAUCACUUUGGUGCGCCACAAACGCCGACGGAGACGAAAUCGUCCACGGAGUAUGAUUGCUCCAAAUCAGGUUGGCAGGCGAAUUAGGGGGUACAAAUUGUAUGAAAUACGUAUAAAAACCUCAAAACGAUACUCUACUCUUGCCUAUGCAGUCAUGUAUGAGUUAGCAGAGUUAGAUCAGUUGGUGUUGGCAUACCUUUCGUUAAGUUUGAAGAGAAUUGAAGGAAUUUGUAAGUUGGGCUCGCUAAAAGCCGGUUGA
This is a messenger RNA of Protopolystoma xenopodis, 948 nucleotides long. Lineage: Eukaryota; Metazoa; Platyhelminthes; Monogenea; Polystomatidea; Polystomatidae. The record is from the annotation of a GenBank genome assembly.